Molecule: messenger RNA, 2383 nt
Organism: Rubroshorea leprosula
Lineage: Eukaryota; Viridiplantae; Streptophyta; Magnoliopsida; Malvales; Dipterocarpaceae
Source: the annotation of a GenBank genome assembly
AUAAAAAGUGAUGUUCUUCAUAAUAGAUAAAUAAUUAAUCACUUUGCCUAACCGUGCAGAACAAAUACAAUUGUGAAUUGUGCGUGAAAAUAAUAAGGAAAUGUAAUUACACCAAACCGGAAGUCCUUCUUCAAUCCGUAUCUGCGCUCUGGAUCGACCUGCAAAGCCCCGAGGUGGAUCCUCGGGGUAGACACUCCGAUGCCUAAGUCAGCAAUAAUCGAGGCUACCUUUAGAGCGGAGAAACAAGGAGCUUAGGGUUGGUUUCAAUUACCUUUUGGCGUGGCCCUUGAGAGAAAUUGAGAUGUCUUCCGAAGAGGCCAGGAGUGUGGUGGGGAGUGAAGUGAUGCCUUUGGAGUACGGUAGUAUGGAUACGGAGAGCAGUCCGUCUCCAACGAGUUCGGAGAGGACGGUGGAGGAGAGGAGGGAAGAAGUAGUAGUAGAGGAGGAGGAAGGGAGAUCCCCUCAAAUGUGUAGUAGGAGUAGCCUUAGGGGAUUAGUGGGGAAUUGUAACCUUCCCCAUCAUGUCCUAAUUCGGCCGGCCGGGGUGAAUGAGAGGGCAUGCUCAGCACCCCGAGACCAUUUGAUGCCCAUAUACCUGCAUUAUUUGAUUGUAGGGCUUAGGUUUCCCAUUCCAGAAUUACUGGUUGGGCUAUUAUUAGAUUAUAGUAUAGGAAUAACCCAGCUAACUCCCAAUGCCAUGAGGGCUGGGGGUAGGGGGGAGAAGGGGUGGUACCACUUUGGUCCUCGGUCGUCCAGCAAAGGGAAUAGGAAUUUAUUCUCUCCUGGGCCGUCAUCCAUCAAAGGGUGGAAAGAAAAUUUCUUCUUUGUGGAUGACACCGAGUGGAGUAGGAGGGAUUCCGAAGUUGAACAGUUGUCUGCUUGGAAAGCGAAGAAAACCAAGCAGAACAACUAUAAGUUGAAUGAGGAUGAGGUGGAGGAGGUGAAGAAGCUGGUGAGGGAAGAUGGGGACGUAGUGGAUAUCUUGUUCCUCACCAGCUCAGAGGCGAUAGAUGCUGCUGAGCUCUAUGGGCCAAGCUCAUUGGGGGAAGUUCGUCACUGCUGCUGGGGCCUGCGCAUCCCCAAGAAGCCAAGGAAGAAGUCAAAGACUUCAACUGCGGCUGAGAAGGAGGUGACAGAGGGGGGGCGACUGCUCAGCAUCUCUGCCCAGGCUAUGGAGGUGCAGCCAAGGCCGGAGCCUAUGAUGGGGGGUAGUGAGGAUGUGAGUGAGGAGAUGGCACCUCUCCAGAGGAAGAAGAGGAGGGUGGCAGAGCUAGGAACCAAGGGGGACGAAGUGGUGGAGUUCGUGCCCCUGCCUUCUCCCCCAGAAAUCAAUCCUGAAGAUAGGGAGAGGGGCGAGGUCGAAGUGCGAGGCCUUGGUGGGGGCAGGGAGUGCACCCCUCUGCACUUCUACCAGAAGAGUUUGUUUGAGGCGACAAACAAGACUGGGGCGAAGCACUUCCUCAAUGCUACUCUUCCUGAGGUAGAUAGGGUGCAGGCAAAGAACGAGGUGGUUAGCCAUGCGGGGUAUACCGUUGUGAGGCAUGCCCUAGAGAGUGCGAGCUGGACAAACGCUCUAGCGCAGGAGUAUGCAGAGAGCGUUAGAGAUUGUGCCAGCUUGCAGCGGCAGUGCGAUCAGCUCCAAAAAGAGAAGGAUGAGUUGCAGAAGGAAAAGGGGGUAUGGGAGAAGGAGAAGAGGGAGAUGCAGAGGAGGCUGGACGAAGUUCUCCCUUCAGUGACCGAGCUCCAGAACGAAAAUGACGUCCUGAGCACGAAGCUUGUCCUCGAAGAACGCAAGAGGAAGAUCUGUGAGGAGAGGCUCGAGGCUCAGGGCUCAGGACAGAUACAUGGACAACAUGAGGAAAGGAGCAGCGGAGCUGAAGAAGAAUGUGAACCUGCUGGUUCACAACGGGAUGGAGGAGCACGUUGGCAACUUUCUCAACUCCAGCACAAGGUGAAGGCCCAGUACCCAGAGGUGGACGUGACAACGGUCACCUUUGGGGAACAAGAGGAAGGAGUGGAGGAAGAUGGUGAGAGUCUCUGUGCUGACUUCCGACCUCAAAUUCCUCUAAGGUGGGAGCGUGAUGCAGAGGGGUGCACCAUCUUUCCUCCAGCGUUUGACGCUGAGUUGGUGGCCGUGGAGGGAGAAGAAGAAGAAGAAGAAGAAGAAGGUGCGCAAGGCACUGGAGUUGAGGGUCCAGCAGCAAUGGCCGAAGUGCAGCCUCCCGAAGUGCAUCCAGUCUCCUCUGACGAAUUAUACUUGUAAAUAACAUUGUUGAGAUUUUAUGUUAUAAAAUUUUUGAGGUUUAUUCUUAGUCUUCAGUUUUGGUUUCGAAUUGCUGGUUUACUUUAAGUGAAUGACUUCGGAUAAAAUAGAGUAACUUUA